This is a messenger RNA of Ruditapes philippinarum (Manila clam), 533 nucleotides long. Its product is annotated as N-acetylglucosamine-1-phosphotransferase subunits alpha/beta-like. The annotation marks the transcript as partial. NCBI's taxonomy places the organism in Eukaryota, Metazoa, Mollusca, Bivalvia, Venerida, Veneridae. Gene Ontology annotation, cellular component: Golgi apparatus. Gene Ontology annotation, molecular function: transferase activity, transferring phosphorus-containing groups. The record is from RefSeq and is a predicted model, not a curated record. The transcript has 4 exons.
UUUCAUAUAUUUUUCAGAGUUAAAAUGCUUAUAUAACAAUAAUUUGAUUUUAGUUUUUCAGAACCGGUUGAUCUUGUUUUUACAUGGGUGAAUGGAAGCGAUCCAAAACUAAUCGAUACAAUGUUACAUUAUUUACCGGAAGGAACCGAGUUAACAGCAAAACGAUUCCGAGAUUGGGGAAAUUUGAGAUAUGCUUUACGAUCAGUAGAGAAGUAUGCCGAUUGGAUCAACCAUGUAUAUAUUGUUACAAAUGGCCAGGUACCAAACUGGUUAAACACCGGGUACCAUAAAGUCUCCAUUGUGAAACAUUCGGAUAUUUUUCGAAAUAUAAGCCAUUUACCAACGUUUAAUGCACAGGCUAUUGAGACUCAUAUUCACCGUAUACCAGGAUUGUCUAAGAGCUUUCUUUACAUGAAUGAUGACUUUUUCUUUGCCCAAACAGUUGAACUCGAAGAUUUUUAUUCCAAAGAAACAGGUUUUAAAAUAAGAUUUGGUGCUGAAAGAGUUCCCGAAUACAUUGACAAGUGUAACAA